Molecule: messenger RNA, 3575 nt
Organism: Antechinus flavipes (yellow-footed antechinus)
Lineage: Eukaryota; Metazoa; Chordata; Mammalia; Dasyuromorphia; Dasyuridae
Gene: SUPT5H
Product: SPT5 homolog, DSIF elongation factor subunit
Exons: 30
Coding region: 134-3397 (1087 amino acids)
Biological process (GO): transcription elongation-coupled chromatin remodeling; regulation of DNA-templated transcription elongation; transcription elongation by RNA polymerase II
Cellular component (GO): DSIF complex
Molecular function (GO): mRNA binding; protein binding
Source: RefSeq, a predicted model, not a curated record
CAGUCACCGCCGCCGCCGUCGCCGUCGCCGCCGCUUCGUCUGACGUCGCGUCCGCCGGAGCCAGAGCCGAAGCCGCGCAACCCGGGAGUGAGCGACGCUGACCCGCCCGGGGUCUGACCUAAAGACCCAGAAGAUGUCUGACAGUGAUGACAGCAACUUCUCAGAGGAGGAGGAGGAGGACAGUGAGCGGAGCAGCGAGGAGGCAGAGGAGGUGGAGCAGGUAGAGGAGGAGCGACGGAGUGUGGCGGGCAGUGAAAAGGAGGAGGAGCCUGAGGAGGAGGAGGAAGAGGAGGAAGAGGAGGAGUAUGAUGAAGAGGAGGAGGAAGAAGAUGAUGACCGUCCCCCUAAAAAGCCAAGACAUGGGGGUUUCAUCCUGGAUGAAGCUGAUGUGGAUGAUGAGUAUGAAGAUGAAGACCAGUGGGAAGAUGGAGCGGAGGACAUUCUAGAGAAGGAAGAGAUUGAAGCAUCCAACAUUGACAAUGUCGUUCUGGACGAGGACCGCUCUGGGGCCCGGCGCCUCCAGAAUCUCUGGAGGGACCAGCGAGAGGAGGAACUGGGCGAGUAUUACAUGAAGAAAUAUGCUAAAUCAUCUGUGGGAGAAACUGUGUAUGGAGGGUCGGAUGAACUCUCAGAUGACAUCACUCAACAGCAGCUGCUGCCUGGGGUCAAGGACCCUAAUUUGUGGACUGUGAAAUGUAAGAUUGGGGAGGAACGAGCCACGGCAAUCGCCCUCAUGAGAAAGUUCAUUGCCUACCAGUUCACAGACACACCGUUGCAGAUCAAGUCAGUGGUGGCUCCAGAACAUGUCAAGGGUUAUAUCUACGUGGAGGCCUACAAGCAGACCCACGUGAAGCAGGCCAUCGAGGGGGUGGGCAACCUGCGCCUGGGCUACUGGAACCAGCAGAUGGUGCCCAUCAAAGAAAUGACGGAUGUGCUCAAGGUGGUCAAGGAGGUCACCAACCUCAAGCCCAAGUCCUGGGUCCGCCUCAAGAGGGGCAUCUACAAAGACGACAUUGCCCAGGUGGAUUACGUAGAGCCCAGCCAGAAUACCAUCUCCCUCAAGAUGAUUCCUCGCAUUGACUAUGACCGCAUCAAAGCUCGAAUGAGUCUGAAAGACUGGUUUGCCAAGAGGAAGAAGUUCAAGAGACCCCCACAGCGAUUGUUUGAUGCUGAAAAAAUACGUUCCCUGGGAGGAGACGUGGCUUCUGAUGGAGAUUUUCUGAUCUUUGAGGGGAACCGCUACAGCCGAAAAGGCUUCUUGUUCAAAAGCUUCGCGAUGUCGGCAGUGAUCACAGAGGGUGUGAAGCCCACACUGUCAGAGUUGGAAAAGUUUGAGGACCAGCCAGAGGGAAUUGAUCUGGAGGUGGUGACUGAGAGCACAGGGAAGGAACGGGAGCACAACUUCCAGCCCGGGGACAACGUGGAGGUGUGCGAAGGCGAGCUGAUCAACCUCCAGGGCAAGAUCCUGAGUGUGGACGGUAACAAGAUCACCAUCAUGCCCAAGCACGAGGACCUGAAGGACAUGCUCGAGUUUCCAGCCCAGGAGUUGCGGAAAUACUUCAAGAUGGGAGACCACGUGAAAGUGAUUGCUGGGCGAUUCGAGGGCGACACAGGCCUCAUUGUGCGUGUUGAGGAGAACUUUGUGAUCCUCUUCUCCGACCUCACCAUGCAUGAGCUGAAAGUGCUUCCCAGGGACCUGCAGCUCUGUUCCGAGACGGCCUCGGGCGUGGAUGUCGGGGGCCAGCAUGAGUGGGGCGAGCUGGUGCAGCUGGAUCCCCAGACGGUGGGAGUCAUCGUUCGGCUGGAGCGGGAGACCUUCCAGGUCCUAAACAUGUACGGGAAGGUGGUGACGGUGCGGCACCAGGCAGUGACUCGCAAGAAGGACAACCGCUUCGCCGUGGCCUUGGACUCAGAGCAGAACAACAUCCAUGUCAAAGACAUCGUGAAGGUCAUCGAUGGCCCUCAUUCGGGCAGAGAGGGAGAGAUCAGGCAUCUGUUCCGAGGAUUUGCAUUUCUCCACUGCAAGAAGCUGGUGGAAAACGGCGGCAUGUUUGUCUGCAAGACCCGCCACUUGGUGUUGGCAGGGGGCUCCAAGCCUCGAGACGUCACCAACUUCACCGUGGGGGGCUUUGCACCGAUGAGCCCUCGGAUCAGCAGUCCCAUGCACCCUAGUGCUGGAGGUCAGCGGGGAGGAUUUGGUAGCGCCGGCGGUGGGGGGAUGAGCCGGGGCCGCGGCCGGAGAGAUAACGACCUGAUAGGACAGACUGUGCGCAUCUCUCAGGGGCCUUAUAAAGGCUACAUCGGGGUGGUGAAGGACGCCACGGAGUCUACAGCCCGAGUAGAGCUUCACUCGACCUGCCAAACCAUCUCUGUGGAUCGCCAGCGGCUCACCACUGUUGGCUCCAGGCGUCCAGGGGGCAUGACUUCCGCCUACGGACGGACCCCGAUGUAUGGCUCUCAGACACCCAUGUAUGUCCAAGGCUCCCGGACCCCCAUGUACAGUUCACAGACCCCUCUGCAUGAUGGCAGCCGCACUCCGCAUUAUGGUUCGCAGACGCCCCUUCACGAUGGCAGCCGCACGCCAGCUCAGAGCGGUGCUUGGGACCCCAACAACCCCAACACGCCAUCCAGGGCAGAGGAGGAGUAUGAGUAUGCCUUUGAUGAUGAGCCCACGCCAUCCCCCCAGGCCUAUGGUGGGACCCCCAACCCACAGACACCAGGCUAUCCAGACCCCUCAUCCCCACAGGUCAAUGCGCAGUAUAACCCCCAGACUCCUGGAACCCCCGCCAUGUACAACACGGACCAGUUCUCACCCUAUGCAGCCCCCUCACCACAAGGCUCCUACCAGCCCAGCCCCCAGAGUUACCAUCAGGUGGCACCGAGUCCUGCUGGCUACCAGAACACACACUCACCGGCCAGCUACCACCCCACACCCUCGCCCAUGGCAUACCAGGCUAGUCCUAGCCCUAGUCCAGUGGGCUACAGUCCAAUGACCCCUGGGGCUCCAUCCCCUGGUGGAUACAACCCUCACACACCAGGCUCUGGUAUUGAGCAGAACUCCAGUGACUGGGUGACCACAGACAUCCAAGUGAAGGUCCGAGACACCUACUUGGACAGCCAGGUGGUGGGACAGACGGGCGUCAUCCGCAGCGUCACGGGUGGCAUGUGCUCCGUAUAUUUGAAAGACAGUGAGAAGGUGGUCAGCAUCUCUAGUGAACAUCUGGAGCCCAUCACUCCUACCAAGAGCAACAAGGUGAAGGUGAUCUUGGGGGAGGACCGGGAAGCCACCGGCGACCUGCUGAGCAUUGAUGGGGAGGACGGGAUUGUGCGCAUGGACCUGGACGAGCAGCUCAAGAUCCUCAAUCUGCGCUUCCUGGGGAAGCUCCUGGAAGCCUAGGGGAGCCAGACGCCCCCCAACCAGCCACCCUGGGAGACCUAGCCCGCCCUAUUUUUGUUUGUCCCUUUUUGGAGAGUCUCUGCCCGCCUCCCACUGCCCAAGGCAGGGCCUGGAGCCUCCCAGGCAGCCCCCACCCAGCUGGCCCCGUCUGUGCUCUGAAUAAAAGAUGGUUUGAUCA